AUGCCGCUGCCGACGACACAUCCAGCGCCCUCCCUCAAAUCACACCCCUCAAAAAGGCCCGACCGCCAAAAGAAGAGAACGAUGAAAAGCGACUCCGACGGUCCCUUCCGCCCUAAACCCCCUCAAUCCUUUCACGAAAUCUACCAGCGCGCCUCCACCCAGCGCUUCUACGUGUUAUCACGCACUCGACACGACAACUGCGACGAUGAUGCCGGUUUCCCGGGGGAGAAGAUCGAACUGACGGGCUCGACGGGCAACAUCUACACCGUGAUUAUCACGCGGAAGCCGCGGUGCGACUGCCCGCACGCGCGCUCCGGCAAGCAGUGCAAGCACGUGGUGUACGUGCUCGCGCGCGUGCUGCGCGCCCGCUACGAACUCGUCUACCAGCUCGCGCUGCUCGGCAGCGAGCUGAGGGAGAUCUUUGCCAAUGCCCCGUUGUCGUCAUCCCUAGCGGGGGAUGACUGCGAUGGAGGUGGAGGUGGAAGUGGUGGGGGAAACCGGAAGCCGGUCGAGGGCGACUGCCCCAUCUGCUUCUGCGAGAUGGAGGUUGCCGGCUCCGGCGCAGAGGCGAUUGUGUGGUGUCGCGCGGCGUGUGGGCAGAAUGUCCACAAGGGGUGUUUCGAGACGUGGGCGGCCACGAAGAGGCGGCAAGGAGAAGGGGAGGUGACGUGUCCUUAUUGUAGGAGCGUCUGGCAGGGGGAUGAGGACAUGGUGAAGAAGAUUGAGAAGACAGGGAAGCUGAAUGAGGAAGGGUACGUCAAUGUGGCGGACCAGCUGGGUAUCAGCACGCAAAGAGAUUACAGCUCAUACUCGAGAUGGUGGUCCGGCCACCCGUCUAGCUAUCGCACGGAUUACUGA
Molecule: messenger RNA, 858 nt
Organism: Canariomyces notabilis
Lineage: Eukaryota; Fungi; Ascomycota; Sordariomycetes; Sordariales; Chaetomiaceae
Exons: 3
Coding region: 1-858 (285 amino acids)
Molecular function (GO): ubiquitin protein ligase activity; zinc ion binding
Source: RefSeq, a predicted model, not a curated record